GGGUCCAUCUCUCACCCGAACCUGAGCUUGUGCAGCUUGGUCCCGGUUUAUUCAGUCAACUCCUUCCCCCCGUAGGCCAAUUCUGACUCUGAUCUCUCAUCGUUGGUACUUGGCAGAAAAGUGAUGUAAUGGCGCUAGACAAGAAAAAGAAACAAAUGGAGCUGCCUGGGCCGCCUCGGCGCUGGACUUGUCCAUCUGUCUACGGACACAAGAACGCCGCUUCACCAGUGGAUAACGAAAGCCUUGCCCAACGACGGCCAGGUACCGGCGGAGUCAGUUCCAGGCCCGAACCGCAAGUCCACUUGAUGAAGUCGGGAUGUCCUGGCUGUCUCGGGGCAAGGCUCUCAGCCCUAAACUCUUUGAGGAUCUCUAGGGGGGAUAGCAUGAUUGAUAUCAUCUAGUAUACGAAAGGUAUAGAGAUCAAAUGGCUAUCAAAGCUGUUGAGAGAACAGUAUGGAUGAUAUGGUUCCGGUCAAAGCCAACCUUCUAUCUUAUAUAGUGUAAAUGCAAAUUAUGGGACGGGGCUAAAGCGGCACGCGACCUGUCAUCCGGCC
Neurospora crassa OR74A is the source of this 554-nucleotide messenger RNA. RefSeq lists its product as hypothetical. Bases 129 to 401 code for a protein of 90 amino acids. Lineage: Eukaryota; Fungi; Ascomycota; Sordariomycetes; Sordariales; Sordariaceae. The transcript is spliced from 2 exons. The record is from RefSeq and is a predicted model, not a curated record.